Messenger RNA from Heterostelium album PN500, 927 nucleotides. RefSeq lists its product as uncharacterized. Bases 1 to 927 code for a protein of 308 amino acids. The record is from RefSeq and is a predicted model, not a curated record. Lineage: Eukaryota; Evosea; Eumycetozoa; Acytosteliales; Acytosteliaceae. The transcript has 4 exons.
AUGAUCAAGUAUACGAAAACAUCUGAUUAUUUAGCUAGAUAUUCAAAUACACUACAUAUUGUAAUAAGGAAAAAAAAAAGAACCACAGUAUCAGUGAAGGAAUUAGACAUUGAAUUUGGUGUAGGCAUGAGAUUUUUGUCAUUAUUAAAACCAUCGGAUCAAAAUUCUUUUUUGCCACGUUUGUAUAGCCCAACAAUUUUAGUAGGAAUAGGAUUCGCCUCUGUAAUUCUCGUUACUCCACCGGCGACUCUUACCACAGGUGGAAUUGGUGCAGUCGGAUUAUUACUGGGAGUUGGAAUUGAUUUCCUCUAUUCUCUUACAAGAUCAAAGAAUAAUGUUGAAACAACAGCUAAUAAUAUCUCUAUCACCACUGGAAUGCCUAAAUAUGAUAAACCAACUAUUAAAAUUACUGAAAUUUACAAUAAUUUCUUAAAGGCAACAUCAUCAAACCCCAAUGCCAAUCCUCCAACAAUUGUCGCCAACGGAACCAAGGUUACAAGAGAGCAACUUAAUAUUCCAGAUCAUUAUACACUUCAUGUUGACUUUGGAGGUGAAGGAUACUAUAUUUACAAACAAGAUCCAAACCAUCCAAAAGCAAUGGGAAUUAUCUCUGGUUUCAGAAGUGCACUCAAUAUCAAUGUUCAAACCAAUCAAAGUCAGAAUACUUCUAGUUCCAUUCCAUAUUUGGUUCGUCUUUCGACAUGGAAUGAUACACCGACCAACAAAUUCACCUGUGAUGGAAAUUAUAAACUUCCAACAGAAUACCCAACAUGUACUAUUGGACUUUAUGAUGAAGCCGAAGGUACUUAUGGUAUGGCCAAGAUGUUAAUUGUUCACAACAGACCAACUGAAAUCAAUGAAUCAUCUUCAGAUUGUAUCUUUCAAUCGGAAACUGAAAUCAAAGAAUCUUCUGCCGACGAUUUUUAA